This is a messenger RNA of Aspergillus melleus, 825 nucleotides long. Its product is annotated as mitochondrial K+-H+ exchange-related family protein. The record is from RefSeq and is a predicted model, not a curated record. Lineage: Eukaryota; Fungi; Ascomycota; Eurotiomycetes; Eurotiales; Aspergillaceae. Gene Ontology annotation, cellular component: mitochondrial inner membrane. Gene Ontology annotation, biological process: proton transmembrane transport; potassium ion transport. Bases 1 to 825 code for a protein of 274 amino acids. The transcript is spliced from 3 exons.
AUGCGACUCUUCAUCAUCCCGAUCUCGACUCGACGAGCUCUUAUCUAUUCGCGAACCUUCAGCAAGGAAGUCUCGAAGAAAAUUUCCCUGACCGAUCGGAUCACAAGCAAGGUCGCCCAGACCUGGGCUAAAUGGGAAGAAGCCGAUAAAGGCUGGAAAAAACAUCUCGUCUCCUGGGGCAAUCGUGUCCAGCAGCGGAUCCCCUUUGAAGAAUGGGGACUCAAGAGUAUCCCUUCUCUCAAUGCCCAACAGCGACUCGACCCGUCGCAUGGGUCGAAGCAGGUGGAUGUGCUGUUCCCGGGCAAUGCGAUCAAGGAGGAAAAGCUUCAGACAAUAUUGCGGGCUAUUGCCACUGAACGGCAAGAUCUGCAUCGCAAGAAAAUGUGGUGGAGCUUUCUUGCAGCCCCUAUAACGGCCCCGAUUGGAUUGAUUCCUCUAAUACCUAAUGUCCCCUUCUUUUACCUUGCGUAUCGAGGCUGGUCGCAUUGGCGAGCAUUGAAUGGCUCUAGACACCUGGAGUUCCUGGUUGAGAAGAACUUGCUAAAACCGGUCUCUUACCCCGCGCUUGAACAGUUGUACGCGAAGAGAGUCUCGCGCGCAUUAGAAAAUAUCCCUGUCGGAAAGCCCAUUCCUCAGAUGGUGGAGGAUGUGGAAAACAGCAAAGACACACUUCUACUCCGCAUGACCGAUGCCAAGAAAUUGGCAACGAUCCUGGAUGCCCCGGAGCUGGCCCUGGAAGCAGAACGGGCCAUUGUACAGGUCGAAGAGCAGUUGCGGAUACAGAAGAAGAAAGAGGAAGAAGAAUCUUCAAAGAAGGAGGUAUGA